AUGGCGAGACCUCAAGAUAAGAUUUUGGCCGGAUUCUAUGGCCUCCCUAAGGUGCACAAAGAGGGCGCUCCUCUCCGAGCCAUCAUGUCGCUCUUCGGUACUCCAACGCACGGACUGAAUAAGUGGCCGUUCUGGCGUCUCAAGUUUCUGACUGCUGAGUCGGUCACCACGGUCUCUUCGUCUGAAAAAUUCCUGGAGAAACGUAAAGGGGUAAACCUCCCUCCAAAUGAGAUCAUUGUACCUUUGGAUGUUACAUCCCUUUCUACUUCUAUUCCCCAGGACCUGGUGAUUGAGACAAUCGAGCUACUUCUAAAAAGCAAAUACAAUGAAACGGAGAAUCGUCUUGGACACGCCCAAGUCCUUCAACUCCUGAAGUUUUGUCUCAGGACGUACUUCACGUUCGACGGGACAAUCUACGAACGGGGAAAUGCCAACCAAUGGGUCCGCCGAUUCCGGGACCCAUCGUCGAGGCGAUCCUGCAACGGUUAGUGUCAUAGGUCUUCCAAAACUGCAGACCGAAGUUCUGGUUCCGGUAUAUGGAUGACAACUUUAGAGUUAUCGACCGGGAUCAAUUACAGACAUUCAAAGAACUUCUCAACGUUGUCCUCCCAGACGUCCCCUUUACGAUGGAGGAGGAAGAGAACAACCAGCUGGUCUUUCUGGAUGUCCUCGUUUGCCGCGAAGACUGCGGUGUCCUAAAGACCAAAAUGCUCAGAAAAGCGACAAUUACGAAGCAAGUCCCGAAUUUCAACGGCAACCAGCCAGAAACGCAGUUGUGUAAGGCCGCUUUAUCGGCGUGUCGAAACGCACUGCAGUGAGCCGGAAGACAAGAUUGUCGAACUAAAAUACCUCCGACAGGUCUUCAAAGCCAAAGGCUUACCGCGCAACUUCGUCAACCGGUGCAUACGCAAACUGAACAAGGGCCAAGCCGCAUGGUCACCAAAUUUUUGUGAGCUCCUCCGUACGACAAGAACGUUUUGAUGGUCGUCGGCCGCCUUCCCGCACCACUUGGGUUGGAGUUACACACAGGCCGGAGGCGACUAUCAGGCGUCGGAUAAUGACACUGAAAGGCCCACUGCCACUGCAAGAAACGUCUGGAGUCGGUUAUCAUAGCUGAUGCAGUUGCUAACAAAGCCACUACGUCGGUGAAACCAAGAGACUAUCCCGAACACGAAUGGCGGAACACGCAGCAGCAGUGCGGAGAAAGGACGCCAGCUCCCAAGUUGCGGCUGACUCGACUUAAUCCGGACACGCAUUUAAUUCCAACGAGACCGAAAUUCUCGCUAGAGGUGACAACCGCGUGAGCCGCGAGCUGCCUGAGUCAAGGUUUUUUGACCCCUAGUCUAUUAACAAGUGCAGUGAUCUUCCCCUUUCAUUUUCGGUGUUGAGACAUCGCCUAGGGGAGUAAUUAGCCACGCGGAAAGCGCACAGGUGAACACUGUUACUAACGCCAGGGUCGGCGGGUCAGAUGGUCGAGCCAUCACCAUUCUGACCUUCAACACUCGUAGUGAAAUUGCAGCAAUUAACGACACCAAUUUCGGCCAUCGAACAGUCAUUGCACCAAGUGCGACGAUCCCGGAUGAAGGGGGGAGCUGUGAAUGUUCAUAGGUAUGCGGUAGCAUGGCAACUGCAUCCUAUAAAUACCGCAGCCCCUUGUGAAUGAACCACCCGUAUCUGCCAUUGUCUCCGACGAUGGAAUCGAGCAGGAAUCCGAAACAUCAAGCAAAUAAGGCCCUUGUUCCAGAGAACCUGUCUCCUUCGUACUUUAUACUUAUUUAUUUGCAUUCCGUCCAUUUUUUCGGUCAUUAAUUCAUAGCAAUUCUUUGGAAGCCAUAAUAUACUAGGUAGCACAUGGUUUUAUUCAUCAUACUGCCAGGGUUUGAACGCCCUAAUUGACAAUCAUUUCUUGACGGCCAGUGCCAGCACGGCGUUAUAAUUAUUAUAAGGCGCAUGCUGGGACGUUGAAUAAAUUAGACAAAAAACUGUAAAGCCCUUAAUGCUCGUCGGAAUUGUCUACACUGUCAGACAUGCCUGUAAAACAGUUAAGCACAGGAUUUUAUAUCCGGAAACACAUACUGACCUAUCGCAGAUUAGAACUUAAGACCGAAUGAUGCUUUAGAUGAUAAAGAGAGUGAUAACGAAGGCACGAUAUCGAUGGGGAUAAUGUGACGUACUUCAGCAACAAGUCCGAUUCUGUCGUAGGAGGACGCUUACCGAUCGUUUCUACGGAACUCACUCGUCCCGUUGUGCCUUACGGGCUCUCUCUCGAGCCCAACCAGCAGCCGCACAGCAGCGCAUGAUAUGGGCAGAAUGACAUUACUGAUAAAAACAAGGGAGACUGAAAUGGUCAUUUCUGGCUUAUUAGCUUAUGUCAGCCAGGCAUACCCAGCCCCGAAGUGUGGAACACCUGGGGCUUGAACUCACGAACGGUUGGUUAGAAGUUCAACGCCUCUAACCACUGAGCCACGAGCUCGUUGUCUUGUAGUUUGCAGUCGGAAAUAUACAAUGGUAGGGGGCACAAUGAGACGAGUGAAUUCUGUAGAAACGAUCGGUGAGCGCCCUCUACCACUGCAUAUUGCCGAAUUCAUCAUCGGAUCACAUUGAGCGAACAGCAAUUGUGUGGUUGGUGCCAUUUCUCCUCUCCACCGGUUCAUGUGUGACUCUCCACCUUUGACAGAGACCUCUCGUCUUUCUGACGUACUUGACUUCCCUGUAUCUGCAGCGAAUAUCGCAAAGCGUCCCAUCCUGACACGAUUCAUUAGUAGGGGACGGGUGUUCGUCUUAAGAUCGUUUGCAACCCUCACACCGAUGGCAUGCUAACACGAUCGACAGCUACUCCAGGUUGGUGAUUAAUUUCCGAGGAAAUUAAAAGCAACAGUUUUUACGACGUUCUCAUUCCAUAGGCAAAUUUAUGGAAACUUGGGCCUACUGGGGUCUGACCUCUCGUCACGUUUCUACAUGUACCAGUCAACUAGAAUGUUGUAAACCCCUGUCAAUGCAUUGAAAUUAGGCAAUCAGUUGUUUGGACUCUACGAACAUCGGCGCAAGCUUCAGGCGACUGAUUUUUCAAAACAGCGUACCUAGGUCAGUGACAAUUAAUUAAAUCAGGAAGGCUUCAGAAUUGCGAGUUACCGAAGCAGAAUCACCUUUUUAGAUCACAACAGAAAACUCCGAAUGCUGGAUACGACCUUCUGACAUGUUGGUAAAUCUAUCUAUUGUGCGCACAAGAACCUGUAAUCGGCCCGCAACACUGUCAGGCCUCAGUUUCCUUUGAAAUGCUUCGUGUAGAUUGUCACCACAACACCGGUUCUUUGAAAUGGCGGCUUUCACAUGCAGAAAAGGCACGCCCGUGCGUAAAUAUCUACCCCUAGUCAGUCACAAAGUGCACACACUUUCCUCCUUCUCCUAAAAUCCACCUUUCGCGUCGCACAGAAGCCGCAUACAGGAAUGUAAAUAUUAGGUUGCUUGGAAAAUACUCGCCGAAUUCAGCAACUAACAUCUUUUUCCUGAAAACUUUAACACUGCAUACGUCAGCAUUAGUCGAAAUAUGGUCUUUGUAAGCUUACGCGUCUGAGACAUCGAUGAAAAAGAGUAUUUCUGGUUAGAUGGUAGUUGGUAGCCCUCCCGGUGCCGAAAACUCCCAACUACCUGUCUUACGGAACCAGUGGUAAUAGGGGUUGAACGGGUGGGGCAAAUGAGUGGAGGCGUAAAUGGCGCUGGUAGUGUGCGCCUGGAAAUGACGCUUCUGCUAAAGUGAAAGCCUAAUUUAAAUAAGGUGAAAAGUGCAAGAUGGGUAUGGAAAUGAGCAUGGUUAAUUAGAACCGUAUGCGAAAUAAAUGCAGCCUUACCCCAGAUUGGAAAGAAUAGCAAUUGAAGGUGAACGACCAAUGGGAAGAAGGCAGUGUGUCUUAAGGUCAUUCCGCAGUAUGUGCGAUAGUAUUCAAACAGACAGAAUGGACAUUAGAACACGAGAAUAAAGCAGCGACACGCAGGACGGCAUAACGCAAGCGGGGUAAGACUUUAAUGCCAAGAAUAUGUUUGGGCGGAAGAGAAGAUCCAGAAAUAAUAGUUUAUAGCCACUGUGGACACAUUUAGGAUUAAAACUAUGGCAGUAGUUUUGUGUUAUACGUGGGUGGAGUAUCGGUAGACACCCUAUUUGCGCGACGGUUGUCCUUGUCGUACACGAUCACGCCGCACUCUGCAGAAGGUCUGGAGUAAAAAGACCUAAGGACGCAGGCAAACCGACAAAUCGGAGACCCGCGCCAAUCCGCCUAGGAUAGUAAUGAGAAGCAUGAUGAAUCAUAAUGCGCCUAGGAUAAAUCUUUCGCCUUUUACUAAAGAUUUACGUGUGGGGAGUGCAAUACGAUGAAUCUAUAUAAGCAUUUUUGCAGCGCCACGUUCUCGGGGCGGUUAAAGUGAACAAGAAAUUCACCCUGACAGGGCUUCUGCGCGUGCACUCCCAAACAUAAUAAGAACGUAAUCACAGCUACUGAAAUCGUAGUGCCUUAAACUGGAAGUGCAGGAAAGGAUCGCUAACUCGCAGGGCUACCAACUACCAUCCCGCAGUAUUUCUAAUUCGUCGACAAAAAUUAACUGGUUAUGAUGUUAAAAACUCCCAGAAUCCAGCUUACACCUCCGUUUUGUUGCAUGAGAAAGUGUCUAGAUGCUUGAAACAUGGUAGCCUGCGUGUCAUCGAGUUUUUGCAGUGUCAUCCCGGUAACAUGAAUGGCUGCAAUGGGAAGUCACCACCCUUAACCCGUAAGCAUUUAGGGAAAACCCAGACGUAACCGCAACCUUAAGCCUAGGUCUUAACUGCGUAAGCCAAAGCCAAAAACCUUAGCCCAAACUUCCUACCCAUCAUUAUAAACCCAAAUCUUUACCUCAACCGCAAAUGCAGACUACAACCUAGGCCUGUAAACCUUAGUCCUAGAAAUUUUGGUGGUUAAAGAUGUGAGAUCUGCUUAAACCACACACGAUAAUCUCGUUUCGUCUUAUGUCCGACGUCAGGGGGCUGUGAGGACAGGUUUAUUCUGUACACGGGGCAGGUUGCCGUGAGUUGGCUGUUUGACUAUGACAGAGAUAGGCGUCCGUUUACGGAGAGCGUCAGUCGCGGUCUCAUAUACCCGGCCCGUGUUACCAAUCAACGAAAGAAGUUGCAUCGCUUGGCUUCGAGAGCACGUGAGGGUAGUGGCAAACCUUGCAUGGUGCAGGCAGAGAAUCGAUCAGGAGUGCCGUGUGGACGGGAUUGCAGCGAGACAGAUCGAGGGUUAGUGUGUGCAGCCGUUGCGCGUAUGCAGUCGAACGAGGAGGCACAGAAACGGCUGCUAUAAAAUAACCCAAGUCCUAAUACUAACCCUAACUCCCACCGUAUCCUUAACCCUAAUCUUCAGCCCGAUCCGAGCAACCUUAACGUCAAUAACUCUAGUGAAAAUCAAAUGCCGCGCUCCGUAUGACUCAUUUGCCGACCUUUUUUCAGACAAACCGUUAUGAACUAGAGAAUGGUGUUGUCACCAAAGACAGUGGAGACUGAAAUGACCAUUGCUGGUUUAUUAGGCGUCGACUGCCAACCGUACGCAACUCCGCGGGGCUCGAUUCCACGACCUGUUGGUUAGAAGUCCAACAUAUUAACCGCUGAACCACGGGAUCGUGGUAGGGUCGGUUGCAAUCAGGUAUAUACAAUGUGGGGGACGCUCACCGAUCGUUUGCGGGACUUACUCGUCCCGUUAUGCCUUGAAGCCGCAUCACACCUACCCAGGAAAGAUAAGAUGAUAAUUUUUUUGAAAAACCCACCAUGGGAUCACAUUCCCUAACCCUGCAUACUGUCAAAAUGAAAUGUCGUUCAACAUAGUAGUGAAUUUCAAGACAAAUGUUUAAAAGCUUGUUUGUUGUUGGGAGUCGAGUUGAAACCAUUGCAUAUGGAGCCAUAACGAAGGGAAAUCAGUUAACAGAAUGAAUUUGCUGACAAACAUUUGGCAUUUUUAAAAAUACCCUGGUUAAAUGACGAUGGCCAGUUUCCUCUACUUUAACCCCAAGCCUGAACAGUUUUGCAGUCUGCACUGUCAAUAUGGGUGUAGUCUGUCGCCCUCUUAAUCGCAUAACUGACAAAAUUCUUACUUUAUCCUUAUAUGCACAAUCAGCUGCCUCCUUCCUUUAAAGUGAUGUUAAGGAAGGAUCAGAAGGAUCUGAAUGCAUUUCCAGGGUGUUUCUUCGCAAUAUAUGCUCGCUUUGAUUUUUUUGCCCCUUUUGGCUAACUGAUUAAAUCUCGAUUACCAAGUAAUCACUAUUUUAUUGGGAUGUAGGCCUCAAAUCAUUCACUAUUAUCCGCGCACGUUUCGACAUACUGUUUAAAAUUUUAAAAAAGGUGUACUAAGGGUUUGUUCAGCGUGAGGUGGUUGAUUUUUAAGCUGUUGUUUGAUGUACGUUGCUUAACAAUCAUCAGUCCCAUUUCGUCGCAUACGCUUUCUUUGAAUGUACUCUCAAAGAAAAACAGUCCCAUCAUAUGGGAUUAUUCCAUGUCCAUUUUUUAUUUAACGUUUCAUUGCCAGACUGCUAGCUGUUCGCUUUGUCAACUUAUCUAUUCAAGAGAGAAAAUUCAGUGUGAUGUGAAGGCUAUUUAUACUUUGUGAUUUCCCAAAUAUGUCGACCUGCUAAAAAAUUGUCUUAAAUCCAAAAUAGGAUCCGUAUAGAGUCUGAUUUGAAUGCCUACGCAGACAUCAUGUAGGAGGCUGCAUAAGCGAUCGCUAAUUGGAAAACCUUCACCCAGUAUGCACACCCAUCCCGCGCUCGUAUGCUCCACCGAAGAUCCAUAAGAACGGUCCAACAAUCCGUCCAGUCUUGGACAUGUGAGGCUCUGCUGAUAGAAGCGAACAAGCGAGUUCCAGGUAGCAGUUUAGAAGAUGAAGAUGCGAUCACUGGACUAAGAAAUUUAUUGGCCUGACGUUUCGGAUUCUCACUCGAAUCCAUCAUCAGAGACGUUCGCAGAUAAAGGUGAUGGUGGCAUCAGGAGUGCAGUAUUUAUAGCACCUGGCUGCCAUGGGACCGUAUGCGCACUGCAACUAGCAGUGCGCAUACGGUCCCACCGCAUCAAAAAAGGUGAAUGAGGAGGCAAUUAGGCGGACGUACUUUAGAACCAAAGUGAUUAGGCGUGAUUUUGACAGAAGACACGAUAUGAGACAUCUUAGGUUUCAAAAAGGGAUGUUAAUGUGAUGAUUUUAAACGGGUGGCAGAUGGGUAGUGGGAGGUUUUAAGAAAAAUUGUGGAACGCUAUCAGAUCUGGUAACUGUUGAACCAUGGGGGAGGCGUUGAACCCUAACGCUCCAACAGUCCCACAAAAACCAACUUUGAAAAACACCUCCAUUCUAACCCUAAUAACUUUAGGCAGAGCGAUAAAGUCAUGUUAGGUUUAACAAUGGCAGAUUUGGGCAGAAGUCGCAUCUCGCAAAUUUCAUUUAUAAGGGACAACAGAUAGUUAGAGAAUUUUGAAAGUUUUGUAGGAAGCAAUCAGUUAGGCUACCCAGGUCCCAAGUGAAGGCGUAAUGUGGGCAUUGUAAGUGAUGUAAGCCAAAGGAGGAUUCUGAAAUCGUUAGUGGAAAAGUAGCCGAAGCUAAAAGGGAAAAGAUAUAUCUAAUGCUUUGGUUCAGAGUUAGGGUUGGUUUUACGGUUUGCGUAAGUGUCAGGCCGAGAAUUGGGUUUUUGAUAAGGCAGUACAUAAAGGGGAGCAUAUAAAUUGUGGCCUGGAUAUCCAGUCACGAGGUUUCGGAUCUUUGUGUCCUGGCGGAAUUUGGAAUGAUCAGGCCCUUUGCCUGGUUGGGAAAUUGUAAUGCAGAGAAGUCUGAAUGAAUGCUCAAUGACCUCACUCGUUUGGUCAAACUGCUCUUUACCGCAUACGAGCCCGAGUCAGCAUCGUUGGAAGGAGGGUAUUGAUUUGCCAGCGUGUAGGUAUCAAAAAGAAUUAGUAAGUCCAGUUUCAUUCACUUUGUCAGCUAUAGACAUAAACCCAAGCCAGAUACUUGCAGCAUCAUUUAGUGUGGGGGUUAUUUCUAAAGGACUUGUUAUGCACUGUAAAAGCUCGGCUGUUGACAUGCUGUCUUGGAAAAAGCAUCUAAUAUUUAUAGUGUCAUUUGUUCCGAGGUAAGGAGAGUUGACUGGUGAAAAAAAUACCCCCCACAUUUUAAUUACUUUUUAUUUGCUCAUCUUCCAUUCCCAACCAGAAGGACCCCUGUUUUGGUCAAGAUGGACGGGAAAAAUGUCUCUUUAAUUGUCAUUUUAAGCUCUCGAGUCUGCGUCGGCAUUCUUUUCGACUGAAAAAUGUAGCCUACUGAGUAUUUUCAUUUGCAACGAGAGCUCUGACUUCGGCUCUGUCAUUUCUCACAUCAUCUAAUCCAACAAGUGAAAGUUAGUUAGUUGUCAGCUAGUAAGUACAAUUUAAUGAACGAUCAUCUCAUGGUAACGGUUUCACUUUCCAGAGAACACGGGAAUCUGAAUUGUAGACAAAUCAAAGCAAUGGCAGAAACUUUGGUCUAUUGAUACAAAGCUUUGACACUUGGUCGCUCAAGUUUAACUACGAUUUGGAUGUUGACAUUAAAAUUUAGAGCGAAAUCGAUAAGACAACUUACAGUUGAAUUUGCCUUGGUCAAAAAUAUGCACUAAGACUGGUCGAUUUAGGCGUACUGCCCUCGACCACUGCGUUCUCGUCUUUUUGUAGGAAAUGUUAGUGAAAUUCAAGACAGCGGUCGCUUAUUACCUGCGAUGCGCACUUGCGAUACCAAACAACCCAUUUGACCAACUAAGUGGAAAAUUAUCUUUACAAAGCGGGACGUCCGGUAGACAGCUUUACAAGUAAUCAAGUAUAAAACUCCCUGACUAUUCCGACAGAAGGCGAAAAAUACCACUGAACUACAGUAAGUGAGCUAGCUCGUGAAAUCUCAACAGAAAUUACGAAACGCGUUUUCGUUUCGAAAAGAUUAAUUAAGUUGGGUUGAAGAACCAAUCAGCUUGCAGCAUAAAUUUAUAAAAACUCAGUUGUCGCAGGACGUUGGCUUUUAAGUAAACGGCUUGUGCCGAGGCACCAGACUAUCUUGCCUUUCCCUGCUUGUUCCUCAUUCUUGAACUUACUGGUUGUUUAACUAAAUGGAAGGAACACAACGCUAUGCGACGCGCCUCGCAUGUGUUGGAUUGUCAGGUCGUUUGACUUCUGAUUGUUAAUUCUUUCAUAACUCUGGUCUUAUCCUGAUAUUCAUAGUCUGGGACUGUCGGUUCUGCCUUUAACGCUCUCGACAGUGGUGACCUUUUGACGUUCGCGCUUAUACCUUUAAUUUGUUGACUUUCUACCAUCAUGAUCUCUACGAAUUCCAACGAUGCCAAUACUUCACUCAUCGGACUUGUUUCUUCUCUCCCAGACUUUUGGCAACAUGCACCAGAGCUUUAUUUUUUCUGUAUUGAGGCGACUUUUCACUCCGCCAAGAUAACGCGUGAAACCGACAAGUAUUAGGAAUUGGUCGUGGCCCUUCCUCCCACCAUUUAUUCUCAAGUGCAGACGGUUUUGAGAGAUCCUCCGAAUGAUGCUCCGUACACCAAGUUAAAGGCUGAACUUCUUCGCCUGACGUCAAUCCCCGAUCGGCAGCGUUGUCACGCGCUAGUAAAAGCGGAGGCCUUAGGUGAUCGCAAGCCGUCGGAACUCUUGCGUCGUAUGCGUUCUCUGGUUGGGAACAUGAAAAUCGACGACAAUUUCUUUAAAGAGAUGUUUUUAGAACGUCUGCCGACGUCAGGACAAGCAAUCUUGGCCUCUGGCUCCGACGACCUAGACAUAUCAAAGUUAGCGGAGAUGGCUGACCGAAUGAUGGCGGUUGAGCGUUUGUCAUCCCCGACCAUUGCUCAGGUGUCCCAGCCUCUCAGCGUGUUCACCUCUGAAUUGACUGAACUAAAGACACAGAUUGCCCAGUUGUCAGCGACUUUUGCCGCUUUGCAGCUGCGCCGAUUCCCCGGUCCCUCUCGACGUUUUUUCGGCCGUGACCGUCGUCGUUCCCGCUCUCGCCCCAGGACCGCCAAUCUAUGUUGGUAUCAUGUCAACUAUGGCGAUAAGGCGCGGCGCUGUGUCCCACCCUGCUCCUUCAAGUCCACGCAGGGAAACUCCUCGGCCGGAGAGUAAAUGCGGCCGAGUGGCAGACAUUUUUUAGUCGACACUGGCGGUCAAAUUAGUGUUAUCCCUCCCAGGCCAGCCGACCGACGUUACCCAAACCAUGGUCUUCACCCCCAAGCUUUCAACUGUUCCCCCAUUCCCACUUUCGGCAGUCGGUCCCUCACCCUGAACACUGGUCUUCGUCGGUCAUUCACUUGGAUCUUUGUGAUUGCUGAUGUCCCUCAUGGAAUCCUCGGCCCGGACUUUCUUGCCAAGUUCGAUCCCCUUGUUGACUACCGACGUGCCCGUCUCCUCGACCGCACAACCGGUCUGUUUCUUCGUGGACUAACUCCCUUUACUACCCCCGCCAACUUAUCUGUCUUGGAUACGGAUAUUGUUAGCCCCUUUCGGCAACUGCUUCUUUGUCACCCCAACAUAAUUAAUCCCCUGUUUUGCAAUGGUGAGGUUCAACAUGAUGUUGUGCACCAUAUCCGCACCUCGGGUCCUUCCGUGUUUGCUCUCCCGAGACGAUUAGCAUCGGAGCGUUUUCACGCCGCGAAGGCGGAGUUUGAACACAUGCUGCAACUGGGAAUAAUUCGACCGUCCGAGAGCCCUUGGGCGUCGCCACUGCACAUGAUGCCCAAGGCGACAUCAGGCGACUGGAGACCCUGUGGCGACUAUCGUGCCCCCAACAACGCUACCAUUCCUGAUCGGUACCCCGUGCCUCAUCUUCAGGACUUUGCUGGAGCCCGUUCAGUACAGCGUACUGGUUAUUGUGCAGUUUUAACAUAUAAGGCAUUUACAGACAACUUUAUACCAGUAACAUAUGCUUUCUGUACGUAAUUACUUACCUUUGACACUUGCCUUACACAUUGUUUUUGUGACUUUUCCCUCAAUAAAUCUUAUCUGCUCUGAUCUGAGUUUAUGUUUCGGUUGUUUGCUGACUCUGACUUACUGCCGGCAACCAAGCCCAAUACCCCACAUCGGUAGUUCUCCCAAGGUACAGAAAUAUGUCGCUUACGACACCCCGAUUGACAUUAGACGGUGUUGCAUAAGCUGGAGCAAGGUGAGUUGUAAUCAACGGCCCUGAGAACACUGAUUACAUCGGUUACGCGCGGAUAAAUCCGCUGACGCAUCUAUCGACUACAAAAGUAUGGUAGAGGACUGACAACUGAGCAAACGUGGAAGGAGACCACACGAGGGACGACCGAGUAAUGAGGACCUACCCUGACUCUAAACAUACGUGCGGUGUCCUACCAAUUGUAACCACCUCCAGUAACAAGAGACAAGAAAACAAAAUGCAUUUCCACGGUCCUUGAAAUAUCUUCAAUGCCGAAAGGGGUUUCAUUUGAAUUUGUUUAUGGGAGAGUCCAUUUUUUUAAAAAAAAGAGAAUAAAGCGAACGCUAUUUUGCAGAGGAACGUUGAGAUAGGCCAGGAUCUGCCGACAGUAGCGAUCAAAUGAUUAAUUAUUCGGCAUCUGUACGCAGCUGAGAUGCAGCAUCCGUCUGACGGGGACCUGUAAAUGUUCAAUAAAUAAGAAUUUAGCAAAACGCAUUCUGGAAGUCUUAAUUUAAUUUCGAAAAUAAGAGAUAAAAAUGGACGCUGCUCAUUUGCGAAUGGGUGUAGUUAAAACCAUGCCUAUCCUUGGGAGUUUUUUCUGCGAAAAAAAGCUGCAGAGAUCACCUAGUGUAUGCACAAAUCUACUUUAGUUAUUUUCGGUAGUUGACUAAAAACAGGCUGAACUGAACUGCAGGCAAUAAUAUUGAUUAUGUUAGAGGGGCGCUCGCCGACCGUUCUUACGGAACUCACUCGUUCCGUUGUGCCAUACGGGCUCUCUCUCGAGCCCAACCAGCAGUCGCACAGCGGCGCAUGAUAUAGGCGGAAUGUUUUUACCGAAAAGGACAAGGGAGACUGUUCCGCACUUCGGGCUGACAACGGAAAGUAAGCCAGAAAUGUCCAUUCCAGUCCCCCUUGUCUUUGUCAGUAAUAACAUACGGCCUAUAUCAUGGGACGCUGUGCGGCUGCUGUUUGGGCUUAAGAGAUAGCCCGUAAGGCACGACGGAACGAGUUAGUACCGUAAGAACGAGCAGUGAGCGCCCCCUACCAUUGUGUCUUCCCGAUCAAAACCGACAGGGCAACGGGCUCGUGGCCCAGUGGUAAGAGACCUUUGAAUUUUAACUAACAGGUCACGAGUGCGAGCCGCAAUUGUUCCGCACUUCGCGGUUGGGUAUGACUGGCUGACGACGGCUAAUAAGUCAGAAAUGGCCAUUCCAGUCUCCCUUGUAUUUGUCAGUAAUAACAUUCUGUCAAUAUUGCUUAUGCUUUUAGUAGCGUCACUUCAUUUCACUAUGAUCACGGAUAACUAAGGCUGUGAUAUAAGUAAUACUCUUACAAGCACAAUUCACGCAAGAAAUUCGGCUCAAUAAUGAUCCAACCAUUCUGCCCAGGAACCGGUGGUUCGGUCAGUCAUCGACGUCCACACCAUCAACUUCUUGUCGCUAAAAGGCUAUGAUUGUGCUAAGGCCGGUAGUUCCAAUAUGGACGAUGAAGCUGUGAGUCGGCUCGUCGCACAUAAGUAACACAUAGCAAACGCGAAAACACUCCCUGACGGUGUGCUCUGCGAAAUCGUCCACAAAAAUCGGUGCAGCAAUAGUGCCACCUGUUCUUAGAAUUUUACAAAAUUGUGGAAAGGUUCCCUUGUGCCUAUUUUACCUAAUCUCCCUGCAAAUAAGAACGCCAACACAGUGCAAGCUACUUCUUAUUUAGACGCUUCUGGGUCUGCUGACCUGUAUGACAAGCAGUAUAUGACUUAACUCAUUCAUGGCGAUGGCGGCGACUGAUUUGAUGUUUUUCAGGCCUCUGAAACAUUGCGCAUUUUGCUCAUUUGUCCGGUCGCCCUCGAGCACAAGCGUUUAUAAAUUUAAGCAGCAAUCUGCGUUAACAUAUAUUCGGGUAACUUCACAUAUUUAUAGCUGACCUAGAUUUAGUACGCACAUCCGAGCGGUUUUUCUUUGAGAGGAGGGUAGCCUUACGUUGAAAGUUUUUUCAAACGAAAUUUUUCCCAUUUGCCAAUUAAUUUUCGGCUGGGAAAAACCAUGAACAAUUGGUUGCAAACGCAAAAAAUCCAAUCGUUUUAUCGAUUUUUAAGUCUCUUUUACAAAUCUGAGUGAUUUCAUGCCCUAAAAUUCAGUAAUAAUACGUGCAAGUAAUCGUGUGUUUAAAUAUGCCAGACACGAAUGCCUUAUGGAGUGACCGCAAAAAUAACCUCCAUUGGGAGUGGAGGUUAUGCUAAGAUUCGAGCUAUUCUUGAGGCUACGGCUGUCAGGCUUGGGUUGCGUCUCAGAUUUGGGAUUGGAGCAAGUGUUGGAGCUCAGAGUUUGGAUCUGCGAUUAAGAGUUAGGGUUAGAGCUAGGGUUUCAUGGUUAGAGUUAAGGUUGUGGUUUUCAGGCUUCCGUUAAGGCUACGGUUGGGAUCGAGUUUUCCCCAAAAGCUUAAGGGAUAAUGAUUAGGGUUACCCAUUAAAGGCAUAACCACGGUUGGUGUUGGGGUACUAAUACAUUUCAUUUCUUUAAGGGGAUUACUCACACUUCCCCUUCCCGCACUACUGUGAAACGAGACACAUUAAUUGGAGUCUUUAUGGACAUAACUAAAGCAUUAAUCGAAUACGCUCAGUGAUAACGAGUACGUCAUUUAGCAAUGUGCAAACAAUUAGACCUAAUCGCUUGAAAGAAGUCGGAAUAACCAUUUUUCAUUUCGGUAGAGCCUACUUCCCUGAACGGUUUGUAAUUGCAAAAUACGUAAGUCUAAAAGAAUUCAGAUUACAUUCAGGAAUUCAAAGAGCGUUAUUGAUGACUAGUAAUUAGCAAGAGAUAAAUAUGUCUUAAUCGAAUGAACUUUUACUUAUGCUCUUCUUCAUUCGUGAGGAGAUCGUGUUGGCUGGCACAUUCAUUUGAGUACACACUCGACGCGCAUCAAACUUCCCAAUUACCAACCACACAUGCACCCACAUGACCAGUCGACAAACUUGAAUGCAACUACGCUACUCGCAGUAAAUGAGUAGACGUUAUUUUUUCAGUUUUUGACCAGCAGACAAGUGAUUGCCUUCCGCAUGCAAUUAUGCAAACAGUCUCUUCUCAACUUUCCACUUGUCGCUACUUUUUCUUAGACACUCUCUAACCGAUACGGACUUCAAAGGCGUUCGUCUAUCAUACCUUCAAUAA
This is a messenger RNA of Spirometra erinaceieuropaei, 14338 nucleotides long. Lineage: Eukaryota; Metazoa; Platyhelminthes; Cestoda; Diphyllobothriidea; Diphyllobothriidae. The record is from the annotation of a GenBank genome assembly.